AUGAAGAAAAUUUGGCAGGUGUUCACUGAGGAGCUAGGUGAUGGGAAUCUUCAUCAGCACCAUGUUUACAUCUAUGAGGACCUUUUAAGGACCUUCGAGCCGGAAUUAGCCUCCCCAACGACAAAGGAAAUUCUUCAUCCUAGAUGGAAUUUCAGCAGCAUCAAGUAUUGGAGAGCGGCUGCAGCUCAAUUGAUGAUCGCCCGGUUUUCGGAAGACUUUUUCCCGGAAAUACUGGGGUUUACCAUGCACUUCGAAAUGCUUCAGCUGGAUACAAUGCAGGCAACAAAGGAGCUAUCAGAAGUUGGACUCGAUCCAUACUACUUCAUGCUUCAUGUGUCCAUUGACAACAGCCAUUCUGGUCAUGCUGUUAUGUCGCUGGAAUGCGUGGUUGAUUACAUACGAAAAAUAUCGGAAAUGGAUGGUAAAGAAGCCGCUCAUACUGCGUGGCGGCGGAUUCAGGCAGGAUACGUCUUGAGUGAAUGGCUGGGUUCUGAAGAGACUUAG
Penicillium soppii is the source of this 504-nucleotide messenger RNA. RefSeq names its product iron-containing redox enzyme family protein. The transcript has a single exon. NCBI's taxonomy places the organism in Eukaryota, Fungi, Ascomycota, Eurotiomycetes, Eurotiales, Aspergillaceae. The coding region runs from base 1 to 504 and encodes 167 amino acids. The record is from RefSeq and is a predicted model, not a curated record.